This is a messenger RNA of Antrostomus carolinensis (chuck-will's-widow), 1008 nucleotides long. RefSeq names its product PRKR interacting protein 1 (gene PRKRIP1). Gene Ontology annotation, cellular component: nucleolus. The annotation marks the transcript as partial. Gene Ontology annotation, molecular function: protein kinase inhibitor activity; double-stranded RNA binding; protein kinase binding. The record is from RefSeq and is a predicted model, not a curated record. NCBI's taxonomy places the organism in Eukaryota, Metazoa, Chordata, Aves, Caprimulgiformes, Caprimulgidae. Gene Ontology annotation, biological process: negative regulation of protein kinase activity. The transcript is spliced from 4 exons.
AUUGUAGGUUCCAGUGCUGGAGCUGGGAGUGGGGAGUUUCAUGUGUACCGACAUCUUCGUCGGCGAGAGUACCAGAGGCAAGAUUUCAUGGAUGCCAUGGCUGAGAAGCAAAGACUAGAUGAGGAAUUCCAGAAGAAACUGGAGAGGAAUAAGAUGAUGGCAGAAGAACAAACAGCAAAACGCAGAAGGAAGCGCCAGAAGUUAAAAGAGAAGAAACUGCAAGCUAAGAAAAAUAAACUUGAACAAAAGAAGCAGGAAAAAGAACCUGAUCAAUCUCAAGAGCAAGCCAGCAGCGAGGAUGAAGAAGAGGAUAGCAAGGAGGAAGAAGAGAAGGAAGAUGAUGCUGAAGAGCCAAGUUUUGUGAUGGGAAGAGGAUGAGGCCUUUCAGGGACAGCUGGAAACACUGCUCAUUGCUUUAUAUUCAGAAGCAUGAAAGUCUUUCAUCUCAGCCAAGCAGAACCCAUUGGCAUACGUUAUAUCUGCUUAACAGUGAAUGACCUGCACGUCACAGGCCCAAGAGAUAUUGAUAGAGAAAUGCCAGAUAAGAGAUUCUUUUCUUAAUUGCUUGGAUAACUGCUGUGCAGUCUGCUCUAAGUUUGCUCUAAAGAGUCAGCCAUAAGUCUCUGUGACCCUAGAGUUCUUUCUGACAUGGCCCAGAGUGUUUUUCUGCCUGAAAGCUAAAACAUAUCCAUUAGCUUUUAAGGAAAAUAUUACUGUGAGGGCUACGUAUUCUACUUAUGUCGAAGCUGGUAGCAGUGGGAGACAUGAAUCUAAGGGAAUUAAAAGUUUAACCUAAAGUAGAAAAGUGAUCUGUAGCCAGACUCUCCUGCACUGUGAGUGUUCUGAAUUUGAGGUUUUGUAUGGGGUCAUCUUUAACCCAAAGAAACCAGUUUAUGUUGCUAGACAAGUUCUAUAGAUUUUUAAGCAGGAUCCCUUUUUUAUUGCUAAAACUUUCCCUAUUACUUUUCUUCCGUGUUUUUUAAACGAAUAAAGGGGAUGUGUUGGAUU